This is a messenger RNA of Selaginella moellendorffii, 1354 nucleotides long. RefSeq names its product adenosine kinase 2. The transcript has 13 exons. Gene Ontology annotation, cellular component: nucleus; cytosol. Gene Ontology annotation, molecular function: adenosine kinase activity. Gene Ontology annotation, biological process: purine ribonucleoside salvage. The record is from RefSeq and is a predicted model, not a curated record. The coding region runs from base 130 to 1176 and encodes 348 amino acids. Lineage: Eukaryota; Viridiplantae; Streptophyta; Lycopodiopsida; Selaginellales; Selaginellaceae.
CUCUUCUUCUUCUCGGCUUAAACCUUCUUCUCUUUCUUCUUGUGGCUGCAUUGGCGCUUUGCUCGCCCGCCAAGAGCGCCGCGCCUCUUCUCCUCGUCCCUUCGCUUCUCUCUCUCGAUUUUCUAGGGAAUGGCUCGGCAGGAAGAUCUGGAAGGCGUUCUUCUCGGGAUUGGAAACCCUCUGCUCGACAUCUCAGCUGUCGUGGAUCCCAGCUUUCUUGAGAAGUAUGAUGUGAAGCUAAACAACGCCAUCCUGGCCGAGGAGAAGCAUUUGCCAAUGUACCGAGAGCUCGCUAACAAGUACAAGGUUGACUACAUUGCAGGAGGUGCCACUCAGAAUGCUAUUCGGGUCGCCCAGUGGAUGCUGCAAGUCCCCGGUGCUACCACAUUCAUCGGCUGCAUUGGAAAGGACGAAUUCGGAAAAGAGAUGAAGAAGAGCUCGACUGCUGGCGGGGUGAAUGUUCGAUACUACGAAGAUGAAUCCACACCCACCGGUACCUGUGCUGUUCUCGUUGUGGGAGGAGAAAGGUCUUUGGUUGCCAACCUGUCUGCUGCAAACUGCUAUAAAGUUCACCAUUUGGAGCAGCCUGAAAACUGGGCAUUUGUUGAAAAGGCGAAAUUCUUUUAUAUAGCCGGGUUCUUCUUGACAGUCUCUGCGAAAUCUGUGAUGCUUAUCGCCAAGCACGCAGCUGAGAAAGGAAAGUAUUUCAUGAUGAACCUGGCGGCCCCAUUCAUAUGCGAGUUCUUUACCAGCCAGCUGAUGGAGGCAUUUCCGUACAUCGACUUUGUUUUUGGGAACGAGACCGAGGCCAGGGCUUUUUCAAAGAGUCAAAACUGGGAGACUGACGACGUCGAGACCAUCGCUCUAAAGAUCUCGGCACUUCCAAAGGCGUCGGGGACUCACAAGCGAGUCACAGUCAUCACGCAGGGGGCCGACCCGACGGUCGUCGCGGAGGACGGCAAGGUGACAAGAUUUCCAGUGAAGCUCCUUCCAAAGGAGAAGCUCGUCGACACAAAUGGGGCCGGUGAUGCGUUUGUUGGUGGAUUCUUGUCACAUCUGGUGCAAGGCAAGAGUAUCCCGCGGUGCUGCGAGGCCGGAAACUACGCCGCCAACGUCAUCAUCCAGCGCUCGGGUUGCACCUAUCCGCCAAAGCCCGACUUCACAUCCGAGCUCUAAAGAUCUUAGGUGCGCCUUGUUUUCUCGAGCAAACCAAAUCUUUUUGCUCCCUACAAAGUUUUGUCAAUCGAGCAAGCAAGAAAAUCUCGCCGCGCAGAGAUCUCGGGCGAGAAUAAAAUCAAGGAGACUUAACACAGAGCGCGCGUCCUUUUGGGUGUCGCGUUUUCAAAAAGUCAAA